AUGGCACUGAAGACUCCCUCCUGCCACCAAGGCUUGACACCACCCAAUAGCCCAACGAAGGAAUCGACUAUACCUCUUGCCACCUUGAAGGAUUUGAUGCAUCUCUUUGGUGUGUUUCUUGAAAAUGCGCUGCUUGAUCUUACCGACCAAGAACCGCCAAACACCCCUAUCUCCCAGGACCAGUCCCCACCAAUCCCUGAUAUGGUUCGACUGAAGCAACUGCUGGUGAACCUCACCAGUGAUGAAUGUGCUUCGGCUGAACUCUCCAUGGCAGCCAAGCCUGAUCAUUCUUGUCCUGCAAGCAAUGAACAGGAGGACAUUGCGGUAGCAGAUGGAACAGAUCUCAAACAUCCAAUCAGUACGACGCCGGAUGACUUCAAAUUGUUUGAGAAGUGGGCAUCUACACCCUCAUUCAAAGCAGUUGUCGAAACCUGGGACAAAGAAGCAUGUAAAUACAAGAUUGUCGAACCGGCGGAGACCAGCAGUGGUCUGGACGAUUAUGCUGAAUAUGCAUUCGUUGUCCGUGAACGUGUUGAACGAAAUUCUGAGGAGGUGACGCCGUACAUUGACAUCAAAUCGGAAGGCCUGCGCGACAUCCUGCGUGAGGUGCUGCAUGAUAUCAAGGCCAUUAGCCUGAUGGAAGACAAGCCAUCGAUCGAGCAAAAUAUCCUUUUCCAUUUCCUCCCAGAGCUCGGCAAGUAUGCCGAAAAUAUGGACAACUCGGACUGUGAAUUCCCACGUCAGCACCUCCGCUUGCUCAUCGACCACCUCAAGCAAGCAUAUUCAGCCACCUCGCAGCGUCUCGAAUCAAUGCUACAGUACGGUCAUAUUACAUAUGACCUUCUUUGGGCGCUUUUCAAGCCUGGUUGCCAUGUUUAUACCACAUGCAUUGGCACAAAAGAGCCGCGAUGUGUCAGACUCGAAGCGGGGGAAGAGAUGACACAAAAUGACGAGACGUGGUGGAAUCUCGAGUGCCGAUUCUUUGAUUAUGACGGAGUCAAGUUCGGCGAGGCCGGAAUGUUUCUGCGUCUGGCAAAGUUCCGGGGGUCAAAGCCGAUCGAGAGUCUUGAGGCCUUCCCUCUCCGCUACCAUCCAAGGCACGGCCAAGUCCGGAAAGACUUGGUCGAAAGAGGCGAAAAGUUUCGCGAUUUGGCCGGCUCACACAUUCGGCACUGUAGAGGCAGCGCGUUCUUUAUGAACAAGGGGAAGGCUAUCAAAGUCAACGUCAACAGUCGAGUGGGAGUGGACGCCGCAUUUUUUCAUGAAAUGCAGCCAAACUACUCCCGACCUUCACUCCGCGACCUAGGGGUCAAGGAAAAGGAUGGAAUUGCAGUUAUUAACAUAGGUGCGAUGCUCAAGGAGGAUCGCGAGCGGGAGAAGGAGAGAAUGCAAGGAGACGGAGUGGAUGCACAAAAACUGAGCGAGACCGAUUUCUUGGUCGCCUGCCCAACAGUAUGCUGUUUCAGCUUCAAGGAGAAGAUUUUCUUGGAGUGCGCAGUCAGUGCUCUUGAAGACGUGGAUUGGUCACCUGAGUCGUUCGACUGCUUGAAGAUCCCUUUAGAGACCAAGACCAUCCUCUUGUCAUUGGCAAAAACCCGCCUAGGGAUGAUACCGAUGGUACCGUUCGACGACGUAGUUGACGGAAAGGGCCAAGGAUUCAACAUUCUUCUGAAUGGCCCACCGGGAGUCGGUAAGACUUUCACGGUUGAGGCAACCUCGGAGUAUUUCAAGCUCCCCCUCUAUUCGAUAUCCGCAGGCGAACUUGUUGUAGACCACGGAGAUUCCAACGCGCUCGAGCAGCAACUUGAAACAGUAUUUAAGAUCGCGAAACAUUUUGAUGCCGUCCUUCUCUUGGAUGAGGCAGACGCUUUCAUGGAGCAGCGUACCUCAUACCACGAUACCCACAAUCGCCUUGUGACCAUUUUCCUCCGAAAGCUGGAAUAUUAUCAAGGAAUUCUUUUCUUGACGUCAAAUCGGGGUAUCCAGUUUGAUGACGCAAUUCUAAGCCGGAUCCAUUUGACCAUCGAGUAUGAAAAUUUGACGAGAGAGUUUCGCAGAGAUCUUUGGUCAACCUUUCUGUCCAAGGCAUGUACGAUGCAAGGACCUGCCGUCGUUGAGGAGUACGAUCUCCGACGAUUGGAGUCUUUAACUCUAAAUGGGCGAGAGAUCAAGAACAUCGCAGCAAUCGCACAUGCUCUCGCUGAGGCUGACGUCAAUCAGGUGACCUACAAAUACUUGGAGUUAGCAGCCGAUUCCAAUAAGAAGUUUUCAAAGGAGUUUGGCAAAGAGAGGCCUGUUGAUGGAAUUUGA
Messenger RNA from Penicillium arizonense, 2310 nucleotides. Its product is annotated as ATP-binding protein. The transcript is spliced from 9 exons. The coding region runs from base 1 to 2310 and encodes 769 amino acids. NCBI's taxonomy places the organism in Eukaryota, Fungi, Ascomycota, Eurotiomycetes, Eurotiales, Aspergillaceae. Gene Ontology annotation, molecular function: ATP hydrolysis activity; ATP binding. The record is from RefSeq and is a predicted model, not a curated record.